AUGUCUUAAUCACUAUUUUAUAGAUUUUAGAAUGAUGGAUGUAUGGAGAUUACCAAAGUAUGUCUUUAUUUUAAAAGUCAUAUCAAAGAGUAAAUUGGUUUAUGUCCACAGGUUUGAAUAAGAGAAGUAGAAUCAGUGAGUAGGAGAUUAAAAAGAGAGAUUUCUGCUAAAUUACAGGAUGUCUGAAUGAUUACACACAUUUAAAAUGCAAAUGGGCUACCACUUGAGUGAGUGAAUAACUUAUAUUGUAGUGACUCAACUCAGGACAAAGUUUGUCCAGGUAAAGGUGGAACUAAGAGGUGCUGACUGGCUCAGUUGUCAGUUGGCUAUUCAUUGAACACUGCAUUUGCCUCCUUUUCCAAAAGAGACACCAGCUACAUGGAAUCAAGAAACCACACAGAAAUAUCAGAAUUCCUCCUCCUGGGUCUCUCAGAGGAUCCUGCACUGCAGCCCCUGCUCUUUGGAGUGUUCCUGUCCAUGUACCUGGUCACCGUGCUUGGGAACCUGCUCAUCAUCCUGACCAUCAGCUCUGACUCCCAGCUCCACACCCCCAUGUACUUUUUCCUCUCCAACCUGUCCUUUGUGGACAUCUGCUUCAUCUCCACCACUGUUCUGAAGAUGCUAGUGAACAUCCAGACACAAAACAAAAACAUCUCCUACAGAGGAUGUCUCACUCAGAUGUAUUUUUUUAUGGUUUUUGGUGGAAUGGAUAAUUUCCUGCUGACUGUGAUGGCCUAUGACCGGUUUGUGGCCAUCUGUCACCCACUGCACUACACGGUCAUCAUGAACCCACGCCUCUGUGGCCUCUUGAUUCUGAUAUCUUGGGUCAUUAUUUUCUGUAUUUCCCUGCUUCAUAUUCUACUGAUGGUGCGGCUGACCUUCCGUAUAGGCACUGAAAUUCCACAUUUCUUCUGUGAACUGGCUCAGGUUCUCAAAUUAGCCUGCUCUGACACCUUCAUCAAUGACAUAUCUUUAUAUGUGGCCACGGCCCUUUUGUGUGUGUUUCCUCUGACGGGGAUCCUGUUCUCCUACUCUCAAAUUGUCUCAUCCUUAAUGAAGAUGGCCUCCACUGAGGGCAGGUAUAAAGCAUUUUCUACUUGUGGGUCUCACCUCUCUGUGGUCUCCUUGUUCUAUGGGACAAGCAUGGUGGUCUACCUCAGUUCUGCUGUGACCCAUGCUUCCCAGAGAAGCUCGGUCGCCUCAGUGGUGUACACCGUGGUCACCCCCAUGCUGAACCCCUUCAUCUACAGCCUGAGGAACAGGGAUGUGAAGAGGGCCCUGGGAAGGCUCCUCAGCCAAGCAGCCUCUUGUCUGUGAUCAUUACUGGCCUCAGAACUAAGUGGACCUUGUGGGCCCCAAAGGCAAAUGUUGCAAAUUGAAAUCUCUUGGUUCUUUUUCUCCCCUAAAACAAGUGCUUGAUUUCUUCAAUUCCCGAAGCACCUAUGACUUCAAUUUUAUUUGUAUGAUGUGCUAAUUUCUCCCCAACAAUUCUCCUCAAUAAUUCCUUUUGGAUUUUUCUUUCUUAUAUGCUGCUCAUUAAAGUUCCAAGUUUGGUCAGCUUUUUUUUUUGCCACAAUUCUUCAUAUUUCUAAAUUUAGAUUUAAAGCGUUUAUUCUGUCAAGUGCUAUUGUGGUUUUCCUCCAGAAUAUCCUCUCAAACGUUGAUGUUCUUCACCUUCAUUUGGUUGUGGGCUUAGUUUUCCACAACAAAUGGAGCAAAAAUUAUACAGUCAUCUCCACUGCUUACCACAUGAGGACUGUGGUUGUUUCUUCACAACUAUGACUUUAUUUCAUCUUGAAAACAUUCCUGUGAGAUAUUUUCCCACCUUUACCCCACUUUUCAAAAGAAGAGACUAAGAGUGAGUUGGACUGUGGCCUGGCUAGCUGACACUGGCUUUGCUAUCCUACUUUUCUUAAGAACAGUGAUGUGAUUUUCAACUUCAAAGUAGGAACAUAGAUUUAAGGACUGGUUUGUUCAGGUGAUUCAUAGUAAUACCCCAACUAGAAUAACUCUGAGAUAUGUCUUCAUUCUUUGUGACCCUACCUUCACUCCUUCUUUCUUCCCUUCCUUCAUUUGACCUUUUUUUCCCCCAACACAGCAAUUUUGAGAUACACCAUCUAAGAUCCUAAAACACAUAGAAAUGAAUACAAUAGAAUCAGAGCUGUUUUCUCACAUGGUUUAAUUUUUUUCUGGGAAUCUCUGGAGUUGCCAUCAGGAAUCAUAGUUACACACAUGUAGAAAGUGUUGAGAACUGAGCUCACCUUUACAGAAGAAUGAUGAUAGAAUUGAGUGUACAGGGAAAGAUGGAGAAGUAGAUGCUGUGAACAUUCCUCUGACAUUUCCUGGGAUCCUCUCACCAUCUCCAAUGCAUGACUGCCAAUGACCAGCAGCAACUGGAACCUACUUUGCCCAAUACAUGAUGGCAUAAGUGGCAGGCAAUUACGCCCCAUCAGAUACAUCCCUUGAAGGAGACAUGUGGGUUGUGCCAUAUCCUUCACACUUUAGCUGGGAUAAUUUUGAGGUUUGGAUUUUGUAUAAUUCUCCAGAAUUUCCCCACAGGAUGAAAACUCUGCUCAUUUCCUGUGGUAGCUGACU
Messenger RNA from Equus caballus (horse), 2595 nucleotides. NCBI's taxonomy places the organism in Eukaryota, Metazoa, Chordata, Mammalia, Perissodactyla, Equidae. The record is from RefSeq and is a predicted model, not a curated record.